Malassezia vespertilionis is the source of this 1650-nucleotide messenger RNA. RefSeq lists its product as uncharacterized. Gene Ontology annotation, molecular function: ATP binding; protein serine/threonine kinase activity. NCBI's taxonomy places the organism in Eukaryota, Fungi, Basidiomycota, Malasseziomycetes, Malasseziales, Malasseziaceae. Gene Ontology annotation, cellular component: cytoplasm. Gene Ontology annotation, biological process: protein phosphorylation. The coding region runs from base 1 to 1650 and encodes 549 amino acids. The transcript is spliced from 2 exons. The record is from RefSeq and is a predicted model, not a curated record.
AUGCCUUGGGACCAAUGGCGCAUUGACUUUAACGAGAAAAUGGAUCGCUACGGGGAGGAAAAGCUACAAAAAUUGCGUGGUAACCGCCCUUCGCACUCAUCUUAUGAAGAACGAAUAGCGUCGAUGCGUAGCAACGGCGGCGCACUGGGAAGUGUUUCCAUCGCUACGCCCGCGCGAAAUAUACCGCCACCCCCGCCAGGCUCGCAAGCCGCUCCACCUCCAAGUUCACAAUUUGGGGGAGCAAGUAAUCCAGCUCCUGUAUACGAUAUGAAGGCCAUGCAGGCAGCGAUUCCGCCGGAAAACACGACUGUGCAUUUUUCGCAAUUCACAGACGAGGAGAAAAAAGAUUUCUUUGCGAUGUUGGACGAGUUCUUUUCUGCGCGCACGCAUGCCGCAGAUAUGUGGCUCGACGAUGCUUUCGAUACGAGAAGCUUAAAAGCCAUUGGCCAUGGCCUUUGCUCCACCGUGUUCAAAGCGCCUUUUGCACCUCGCUACCGGCUCACGGAGGAGGGAGGCAUUGCAGCGGAGGUGUGCAUAAAACAAGUGGAUGUCGACGAGCAGAUCCCGCCACAUAAUGUGCAGCACGAGGUAAAUCUUCUUCAACGCCUCCGUCACGCUCACAUUGGCACCCUUUUUGCCGCGUUCACAGAUACACCAGACCAAUUCACAAUGACAUACAAUUUGGUUAUGCCGUUGUAUCCCUGCAAACUUACGGAUAUUCUCAGCGACCCGCAAUUUCGCCCUGACACAGACUACGCUGCUGACAAACAGCAGUUGUCCGCGUGGGUUGUGUAUAUGCAUGGCAAGGGGUAUGCUGCGUUUGUCUAUUCCAUCCUUCAUCAAGUCCUUUCCGCACUGGAAUACUUGCACAGCGAACAAGUUGCUCAUCGCGAUAUCAAGCCAGCGAAUGUCUUGCUGGCCAGCGAUGGCACUGUGAAGCUUAUUGAUUUCGACGUCGCUUGGUUUGCAGGGAUACACGAACAAGCUCCGUUUGGUCCUGCUGCAACCAAGGACGAGUGCGACCGUGCGCGCAUCAGUGAUGUAGGCACGGGUGCUUUUCGCGCGCCGGAACUCUUGUUUGCGCCAGAGCACGGCUAUGAUGCGUACAGUGCGGACAUAUGGUCAUUUGGCAUGUUACUAACGACCUUUUUCACUGAUGUGGAGCCGGUCGCUACUGCAAGCGAGGGCGAGGAAGAGAGUUGGCGCGAUCCCGCUUCGGAAGUCACGCCUUGGCAGCGAGCAUUGUUCCCACCCGAACCCUGCUCACCCAAGAGGCCUAUGUUUAUGCAAAAGUCCUGCGUGUAUGCGCGCAAGACUUUGUUUGAUGCUUCGCAUGGCGACGUUGGCUAUGCGGGUGACAUGUUCAAAAUGCUGGGCUUGCCCGACGAGUACGCAGCGUGGCCAGAGUCUGCCGAUUUCCAACCUAUGUUGAAACAAUUUCCCUUUGUGGCACAGCCCGAAGGACAGCCAUUGGAGCCGCGCAUGCCGCUUUUGCAAGUGCUGGGCAUGGACAAGACGCCGCAGGCGACUGCGUUGCACGCUUUGGUUAAAAAGCUCGUACCAAUGUUGUUGCGUCUCUCUGCAAGCCAACGGCCGACGGCAGCAGCAAUGCUUUGCGAAGUGGAAAGUAUGCAUUCGUCAUGCUGCUAA